Messenger RNA from Chanos chanos (milkfish), 468 nucleotides. It is a transcript of the gene cfap68, whose product is annotated as cilia and flagella associated protein 68. NCBI's taxonomy places the organism in Eukaryota, Metazoa, Chordata, Actinopteri, Gonorynchiformes, Chanidae. The record is from RefSeq and is a predicted model, not a curated record. The transcript is spliced from 3 exons. The coding region runs from base 1 to 468 and encodes 155 amino acids. Gene Ontology annotation, cellular component: nucleus. Gene Ontology annotation, biological process: flagellated sperm motility.
AUGGGCUCUCCACCUUUCCAUUAUAUGCUGCGGGCCUCCGGUCAAAGUGAGGUAUGGUAUGAUUUCACAGCCGAAUGCAAAUUUCGGCAGUAUGGCUGGCGAUGCUCCACUAGCGAAGAUGCCUACUCAACUGCCACCCUCAUAGGCAACUGGUCGGAACAGAGAUUUGACACUCGGCACGCUAGAGCAGCAUACCGCCCCCUUCCGUCCCAGUUCUCUCAUUACUUUGAAACUACAUACUCCUCCACAUACAACAAAGGAGAGAACCGUCCAAUUCACCGCACUUUAGGGAGAGAGCCCAGAAGCUUCCCUGGACAUCAGCCUGAACUCGAUCCACCACACACUAAAGGUGUGCCAAACUCCUGCUACAGACUAGACUUCAGAGAGCACGUGCAAAACAACAAAUCAGAAGAGAGCUCCCCCUACAGGCAGACUUCUGCAGGACAUCCUCCCUCUCAGGAGUCCUGA